Messenger RNA from Homo sapiens (human), 1142 nucleotides. RefSeq names its product microtubule associated protein 1 light chain 3 alpha (gene MAP1LC3A). The record is from RefSeq and is a predicted model, not a curated record. The transcript is spliced from 6 exons. Gene Ontology annotation, biological process: response to lead ion; autophagosome assembly; response to nutrient levels. Bases 147 to 695 code for a protein of 182 amino acids. Gene Ontology annotation, molecular function: phospholipid binding; ubiquitin protein ligase binding. NCBI's taxonomy places the organism in Eukaryota, Metazoa, Chordata, Mammalia, Primates, Hominidae. Gene Ontology annotation, cellular component: cytoplasm; autophagosome; cytoskeleton.
AACUGAAGUUCAGCCACCUGCCACUCCUGACUGCAUGGAAGCCAGGUGCAAGGAGAAAGGAUUUUGAGGAGGGGACUCCAUGGCUUCCGAGUUGCUGACUGACCCUCCACCUCAGAGGUAGUUCUGACACUGUCUCAGUUUUGCAGAUGAAGAUGAGAUUCUUCAGUUCUCCAUGUGGAAAAGCAGCUGUGGACCCAGCCGCAGCCGCCGUGCUCAGCGCGAGCCCCGGAGCCCUUGAGCGCGAGGCGCGGAGCCCCCGGAGCCCCCAAACCGCAGACACAUCCCCGCGCCCCAGAGCCCCGGCCUGCGCGCCCAGCCGGGCCCGCGCGAUGCCCUCAGACCGGCCUUUCAAGCAGCGGCGGAGCUUCGCCGACCGCUGUAAGGAGGUACAGCAGAUCCGCGACCAGCACCCCAGCAAAAUCCCGGUGAUCAUCGAGCGCUACAAGGGUGAGAAGCAGCUGCCCGUCCUGGACAAGACCAAGUUUUUGGUCCCGGACCAUGUCAACAUGAGCGAGUUGGUCAAGAUCAUCCGGCGCCGCCUGCAGCUGAACCCCACGCAGGCCUUCUUCCUGCUGGUGAACCAGCACAGCAUGGUGAGUGUGUCCACGCCCAUCGCGGACAUCUACGAGCAGGAGAAAGACGAGGACGGCUUCCUCUAUAUGGUCUACGCCUCCCAGGAAACCUUCGGCUUCUGAGCCAGCAGUAGGGGGGCUCGGCCUGGGAGUCGGGCGGCCCCGGUCAGGCCCUGCCCAGAGAGCUCCUGGUUCCUGAACUGAGCUGCCUCUACCGUGGUGGGCUGGGCAGGCAUGUGCCCCCCUAGUCAGAGGGCACCAACCCACCUACUCUGCCCCUGGGUGGAUCCUGGGCCGGUCGUGUUAGGGUUGUCCCUCUGGGUGCUGGCUGGUGGGAUGGGGGAGGGUGGGGAGCAGCUCCCAGCACCCCUGCUGUGUGGUUCAUCUUUUUUUUAGGCCCCUGCCUGUCUGCCCAUCUGCCCCUCACCCACCCGAGGCUCUGCCCACCGCCUGGACCUGCCCACCCCUGAAAGACUGGCCCCUGGCUCCCCGCCCCUCGGUCUCCACGUGGUGUAUGGAUCUGUGGUCAUUGUCCCUCUGCAGAAUAAAGAUUGCUCAGGCCUGCCUGGC